ACGGAUUACUUGGCAUUCUAUGAUUGGUUGGACUACAUCACAAAGCUUACUUGGCGAAUUCUCAUUGGUGGAAGCUAUGUGGAAAUUUCUGAUUGCUUUGUGAACCCUAGCCGUGCUCCUAUAUAUACCUACCUCUUUGACGUUGAAAGGGGUUCCACAUCCCUUAGAAAAAUUCAGAAAAAUUAUAUUGUUGCCGUGAGCUUCUCUCAUUUUCUCUCCAUCCUCUAAAGCAAGCCACAGAGUUCAAGCAAGGCCGAAGGGAGAAGAAGGAGCCGUGACUAUUCCUCCACCAUCCACCAUUGAAGACUUGCUUUCAAGCUUCAAGGAUCACAACGAAAAUCAUCCAUCCUCAUCUUCCAUCCACGGUGUGUACCCUCAAUCCCCGGAAUAGAACGAUCCCUAUUUGCUUAUACUACUAAUGAUAUUUCAGGGUUAAAUUGCGCGCUUGCAAAAAGCGUAUCAUUACUAAAGCUCAGAGAUCAUUAUGGGAACAACUAUCCAUGGUAAACAUACCCACACACCAGCAAUUUGACAUUCUUGGAGUGCAAGCAGGAGGAUUUCAGUACAUUGGUUGUACACAACAAGAUUUGUACAAUCUUGAAAGGGAUAAGCGUAAAGAGACAAAAGGGCAUGAUGGAGAAAUGUUGCAUGACUACUUUCUGCUAGAGCAAGAAAAAAAUUCCGGGUUCUUUUUCACAAUAAAGGCAGAUGUUGAAAAUAGGAUUACUCAUUGUUUUUGGGCUGAUGCAAUUUCGAGACAGUCGUAUAAGUUUUAUGGUGAUGUGAUUAUCUUUGACACAACAUACCAAACCAAUCGGUAUAGUUUGAUUUUUGCACCAUUGAUGGGGAUAAAUAACCAUGGUCAGACAAUUGUGUUUGGAGCUGCAUUCUUAAGUGACGAGACUACAGCUUCGUUUGGGUCUUUUACACAAACGGCAUUUGAUUUCAGAUCACAUUGACAUCAAUGAGAAGCCAAGAUUUAAGUGCCCCAUUAAGAUGGAAAAGCAAAUGGCUGCUAUUUAUACACGGAAGUACUAUUACAUAUUUCAAGAUCAGUUGUGGGAGAGCUACAGUUACAAUCUUGAGGUCACAAAGGAGGAUGAAACUAAUUGUAUACUUAAGGUUAUGCGUCAGGAUCAUGAGGAUGGAAGAGCCCGAGUCAUUAUGUAUGACAAAUCAAAAGAUUUUGCCUCAUGUAGCUGCAAAUUGUUUGAGAGUGCAGGAGUCCCAUGUAGACAUGUUCUAGCAUACUUACACAAGUUACAUCAAGUUCAUAAAUUGCCAGAUCAAUACAUUUUGAAGAGAUGGACAAAAUCUGCAAGAUCUGAGGUUGUGAUGGACAAGAUUGACAUGGAGAUAACUGUUAGGAAGUCCUUACUUGAAAAACGUGGUCUACUGUUCCAGCAAUAUUCACAUGUAAUUGAUAGCGUUGUCUUAAGUGAAGAAGCAAGUCAAUUGUUUCGUGAAACAAUGGAUUCUUUGAUUGAGAAGAUUAGGCCACUACUUGCCAAUAAUAGCAGUGAAGGUGUGGAGCCUUGUGCAAAAACAAGUUCAACUCAUCAGAUUGAUUUGAGAGAACCAGAUGAAGUUAAGACAAAAGGAAGGGCUAAAAGAAUUAAGAGAGGAAAAGAGAAGGAAAAUGGAAAACGCAAUAGUUCCGGUAGACAUUGUCAUGGAUGUGGCAAAGAUGGGCAGACCCAUGACAAACGCAAUUGUCCACUGCUCAAUCAAUCUGCUGAUGUUGAUACAAAUGAAAAUUUUAGUGAAGAUGACAUUGAUACUGAUAGUUAUUCAUCACAGGUAAUAUUAAUACCUCUCUAUACAGUCUGAAAUUUUUUCCUGAAAGAAUUAAUACCUUCCUUUUUCCCAUGUACAUGGUGUGGUCAGGAUGAUUAGCUGCUGUUGUGCUUGAUGAAGAAGUGUUUUCUUUUCAGUAGUAAUUUUGGAGAGACAGAGGAGACAUGCUGUGCUUGAUUAGCUGCUGCUAACGUUUGCUUUUUGGUUCUCAGCAUCAAUGUUGAAGCUAGGUCUGGAAUAGUAGAGUAACACCUGUUUUUGGUUCUACCAUGUCCAUCUUAAUUAUUGGC
Molecule: messenger RNA, 2087 nt
Organism: Rosa rugosa (rugosa rose)
Lineage: Eukaryota; Viridiplantae; Streptophyta; Magnoliopsida; Rosales; Rosaceae
Product: protein FAR1-RELATED SEQUENCE 1-like
Exons: 3
Coding region: 997-1830 (277 amino acids)
Biological process (GO): regulation of DNA-templated transcription
Molecular function (GO): zinc ion binding
Source: RefSeq, a predicted model, not a curated record